CUGAGAGGCGGAGCCCGGUCCCGGCGGCCUGUCACAUAGUUCCCGCGGUGGGCGGCUGCCGCCACCUCUUUGAACCACGGAGAGACUCCUCGGAGCGCUGUAAGUCUCCCCGGACGGGAGCCCGCUCUGCUGAUAUCUACAAAAUGACUGAUAAUUUGGAUGAAUUUAUUGAAGAGCGAAAAGCCAAAUUGGCCAAAGACAAAGCAGAAUUGGAAAGUGAUCCACCUUACAUGGAAAUGAAGGGAGAGGCAUCAGAGAAGCUUUCUGAAAACAGUAAAAUAUUAAUCUCCAUGGCUAAGGAAAACAUACCACCAAACAGUCAACAGACCAGGGGUUCCUUAGGAAUUGAUUAUGGAUUAAGUUUACCACUUGGAGAAGACUAUGAACGAAAGAAACAUAAACUAAAAGAAGAAUUGCGGCAAGAUUACAGACGCUAUCUUACUCAGGGUAUUGCACAAGCAAAAAGAAAGAAAAAUUUUCUAUCUACGAGUGAAACAGAUCCAUCUACUCUGGGAGUUUCUCUUCCUAUUGGUGAGAGGUUAUCUGCCAAGGAAAGGUUGAAACUUGAACGCAACAAAGAAUAUAAUCAAUUUCUGAGGGGUAAAGAAGAAUCCCUUGAAAAGUUCAGACAGGUAGAAAAGAGUACUGAGCACAACAGUCAGAGAAAUAAAAAACCUAUCAGCCAGGUUAAACCUGAUUUACCUCCACAAAUACACACAUCUUGGGAAAAUUCAGAGGGUCCUAGGAGAGAAAUCUUAACUCCUUCAGAAGCAUAUGAAGAGCUCCUAAACCAAAGGCGACUAGAGGAGGACAGAUAUCGACAACUAGAUGAUGAAAUUGAAUUAAGGAAUAGAAGAGUCAUUCAGAAAACUAAUGAAGAAGUGGGCAUUUCCAAUAAAAAACAUCAAAGUUUUGCCAACAAGGCUGACAUCUCAGAUAGAAGAUUUCGCAGGUUUAAUGAGGAUCGUGUUUUUGAUAGACAGUAUUAUAGACCAGACCAAGAUCCUGAAGGAAGUGAAGAAAUGGACGAGAGGUUUAGAUAUGAAAGUGAUUUUGAUAGAAGACUUUUGAGAGUGUAUACAAAUGACAGGAUGUACGGGAACAGACGAGGGAGUGUGCCUCCUGUGGAGUGUGGUGGUGAUGUCACAGAACAGUCAAACAUACGAAUUUCAUCUGCUGGAAAUAAAAGUGCUCGAGACAAUGAACCAUCCAAAACUACUAACCGAGAGAUCUGCAGUCCUUUUGCGGGGAUGCUCUUUGGAGGCGAAGAUCGAGAACUUAUUCAGAGAAAGAAAGAGAAAUAUAGACUAGAAUUACUAGAACAAAUAGCUGAACAACAGAAGAACAAGAGACGAGAAAAAGAUUUGGAACUCAGAGUUGCAGCUUCUGGAGCUCAAGACCCUGAGAAAUCGCCUGAUAGACUAAAGCAGUUUGGUGUGGCGCCAAGACACUUUGAAGAAACGCUGCCCCCUGAAAGACCCAGAGUAGCUUUCCAGACGCCUCUGCCUCCGUUAUCUGCCCCAUCUGUCCCACCCAUCCCAUCAGUUCAGGCCAUCCCAUCACAAAGGGAAGAUCUGCACAACGGACUCAGCAGCACCCUUGGUGAAAUGGUGCCUCCCAGGAUUGUGCCUUUGCCUCCACCUCCCCUUCUACCACCUUUGGCUACUAACUAUAGAACUCCUUAUGAUGAUGCAUACUACUUUUAUGGGGCCAGGAAUACUUUGGAUCCCAGUCUUGCUUACUAUGGUUCAGGAAUGAUGGGAGUACAGCCUACAUCUUAUGUUAGUGCUCCUGUCACCCACCAGCCAGCACAACCUAUUAUGAAUACAGUUAGACAGAAUGAACUGAAAAUUACAAGUGAUCGAGCAAUAAAUUCAGGAUUGUUUUUUGAAGAUAAACCAAAGCCUUCAAAACAGUCACUUCAGUCUUACCAAGAAGCUUUGCUGCAGCAGAUUCGGGAAAGAGAAGAAAGAAGGAAGAAAGAACGUGAAGAAAAAGAAGAAUAUGAAGCUAAAUUAGAAGCUGAAAUGAGAAGUUAUAACCCCUGGGGGAAAGGUGGAGGUGGUGCUCCUCUCAGAGAUGCGAGAGGAAAUCUGAUAACUGAUUUGAAUAUGAUGCACAGACAAAAUGUAGAUGCCUACCAUAACCCAGAUGCAAGAACAUAUGAAGAUAAAAGGGCUGUUGUAUCUCUAGACCAAAAUUUAGCCACUUCAAAUGCUGAGAACCUAGAAGACUCUGCAAAUAAAAACUCAGGUCAUAUGCAAACGCAGAGCUCUCCUUUUGCUCGGGGAAAUAUAUUUGGUGAGCCUCCAACUGAACUUCAGAUUAGACAGCAAGAAUUAUACAAGAAUUUUCUUCGUUUUCAGAUUGAGGAAAAAAAACAAAGAGAGGAAGCAGAGCGAGAGAAACUGAGAAUUGCAGAGGAAAAAGAAGAAAAACGGCUUGCAGAACAGAGGGCACGAAUUCAGCAAGAGUAUGAAGAGGAACAGGAAAAGAAAAGAGAGAAAGAGGAGGAGCAAAGGCUAAAAAAUGAAGAGCUUAUUCGGUUAGCUGAAGAAAGACGAAAAGAAGCAGAAAGAAAGAAGAAAGAAGAAGAAGAAAAACACAACCUACAACUUCAACACUACUAUGAAAGAGAAAAUGUAAUCGGGGAAGAAACAAAGCGCUUGAGACAUCCUUCUCCUGUAGUUCCUGCUCUUCAGAACAAAAUUGCAAGCAAACUCCAAAGACCUCCUUCAGUUGACAGCAUUAUAAGUUCCUUUAUUCAAGAAAGUUCCAUGUCCAGGGCACAGUCUCCUCCGGUACCUGCCAGGAAAAAUCAGCUCCGUGCAGAAGAGGAGAAAAAAAAUGUAAUUAUGGAAUUAUCAGAAAUGAGAAAACAGCUUCGUAGUGAAGAGCGGCGUCUACAAGGGCGAUUGCUACACAUGGACAUUGAUGAUGAAAUUCAUAUAAGGAAAAGAGAAAGGAAUCCUAUGGAUAUAUUUGACAUGGCUAGACAUCGGUUGCAAGCUCCAGUCAGAAGGCAGUCACCUAAGGGCUUAGACCCUACUGCUUUUCAGAAUAUUCAUGACUUUAAUGAGCUGAAAGAUAGAGAUUCAGAAACACGACUUGAUCUGAAAUUUAUGUACCCAGACCCUCCAAGAGAUCGUCACACCUUAGAGAUUCAGCAGCAAGCCCUGCUGAGAGAGCAGCAGAAGAGACUGAAUAGAAUAAAAAUGCAGGAAGAUGCUGAAGUCCCAAGCAGGCUCCCUUCACUGGCUUGUAGUCCCAGAAAAGAACAAGUCCAAGAGAGGGCUCUGAUUGGCUUGGCUGGGGUCAUACAUCCAUGCAUGAGGAGCAUCCAGCCAUUCACCACAGCCAGAGGACUGAAUCCCUUGACUAGGCCAGGUGACAUCUGCACCAGGAACUGGGAACCAAGGGAAGGAAUGCUGGGCAAACACAUCAGUGCCCUACGGGGCAUUUCUCUACUGUGUGUGUGUGUGUCUGUUUAAAUCUUGGUACGGCAUAAAAAUCUGUAAAGCAUCAGACUUGGCUAUGAAUAUCUUCUUGUAUAAUCAGCCAAUCAACAGAUACUUUCUGAGUGCUUUCUGUGAGCCCAGGUGCUGAUCUGUAUCUAGGAGAUAUGAUGAUGAAUGAAAUAUGCUACUUCUCUCAAGGAGCUUAGACUGGAUUAGAGAAGUUAGAUGCUAAAUGGGUAUAAGUGUGAUAAAUGCUACAAAAGAGAAAUCUGGGGUCCCUUGGGAGUGUGUAACGGGGGUGGGGGUGGGCGGGCAGGCACCUAGAGGCAGAGUGGAGCUAGUUGCCUCAGAGAGCAUUGAUGGGCCCUAUUGACCUGGGUGUACUGCAUGACCUUCACAUGUAUUUCGCUAGCUUGGCCAGCCUUCAGUCCAUUGGGGGUGGCUAUGGAAAAUGAGUUAUAAAAACACAACAAUCAGGUAACAAGAAGAGGAGGAGAUGGUCCUACCAGUUAUUUUUAGGGAAAUUUAAGACCCUACCUUAGCAGGCUAGUCUGGCUGGCAGAAUUUGGGGAACAUUUUUUGAUGGCAUGAGACAGUAUCACAGGAGUAAGUAGUGUACCACUUUGGGCCCAGAUCACAGGUCAAGACUUUGAUAAAAAUUGUAUAUAGGGAAAGUCUUUCCUCCAACUUGUACAGAAUUUUUAACAAUGGUCUCAUAGAUCACCUUCUGACAGCAGAAUAACCCAAACUCUAUGAUAAAUAGUAGGCAUAUCAUCAGGAGAGAAGAGAGAAGCAAGUACAUUAUUAAACCUUUACAUCCAUUUUGGUGGAAUUUUUCCUUAGGAUACCCAAUUGAUGAUCUGAUCUGAUGCGAUCUUGGCAACUGAGGCUGAUUAGCCCUAACAUAGUCCUCAGGUGGAGACAGGUGCAUUUUGGCACUGAGGGUAUCCAUUUCUCAUAGCAACCAUCCCUCAACUUCCAGCAAACACUACGAUGACUUGAUUCAUAAGAAUAUGGUUUAUGUUUAUAGAAACAAUCACAAAAAUGGCUAUAAAAUAUCUAAGUAGGAAAACAGCCUAUUGUUGGCAGCCUAUUUAUUCCCAAAGGCAGUAUGUAAAAGGACAAAAUGCACUAUUCAGAGGCAGAAGUAGGAACACUGGUCACAUCGGAGAAGCCUUUGGGAUAUCUGAUCCAAAACCUUUGCCCCUGGAACCAGGUGCCUGGCAUUUACCUUCCUUCAAUUCCAUGUGAGGGAGUCCCCUGUUUAACUCCACUCAACCGCUUUCUACACAGAGUGUAGACAUAUGAGAGAAGAUGGUGAAGAAUCCUGCAUUGUUUUCUUUUUCUGUAGGCAUUAAUUUUAAGUUCACAAUGAUUUUACUUUUUAUAUUCAUUAAUGUGAAUGGGAGAAUUUUAUCCAACUAGAAUGGAUGCUGGGUUAUAUUUAUUGAUAAACAAGUCGUAUCUUAAAAACAUUCUGAAAUACAAUAGUUGAAAAGUAAUUUCCAGUAGAAAGCUAGUCACAAAAGAUAUUCCAAAAUUUAUUUUUAUUUUUUAAACAUUUUCUAACCUUUUAAUUUGUUUUUGUUCUCCAC
This is a messenger RNA of Equus quagga, 5053 nucleotides long. It is a transcript of the gene CSPP1, whose product is annotated as centrosome and spindle pole associated protein 1. Lineage: Eukaryota; Metazoa; Chordata; Mammalia; Perissodactyla; Equidae. Bases 144 to 3491 code for a protein of 1115 amino acids. Gene Ontology annotation, biological process: positive regulation of cytokinesis. Gene Ontology annotation, cellular component: centrosome; spindle pole; microtubule. The transcript has 27 exons. The record is from RefSeq and is a predicted model, not a curated record.